GGUGGGAGUGCGCGCUUCCGGCUGCGUGCAGUGGUGUCAGGCGGCGGCCGGAUCGGACCCAUAGCGGCCAGAAAUGGACAUAGAGCGGGAGUUCCAGGAGGCGGACAGGAACAACAGCUGGAACUCCGUCUACCAGGAAAUCAGACAUGAAGCCAGCGACUUUCCAUGUAAAGUGGCCCGACUGCCCGAGAACAAGAGCCGCAACCGCUAUAGAGACGUCAGCCCAUUUGACCACAGCCGGAUAAAGCUGCAUCGAGAGGACAAUGAUUAUAUUAAUGCCAGUUUAAUCAAGAUGGACGAGGCUCAAAGGAGUUAUAUACUGACUCAGGGACCGCUACCCAACACUUGCGGACAUUUUUGGGAGAUGGUAUGGGAACAGAAGAGCAGCGGGGUUGUCAUGCUGAACAGAGUCGUUGAAAAGGGAUCAAUAAAGUGUGCACAGUACUGGCCGAAGAAGGGGGAGGACUGCCCGAUGGUAUUUGAAGACACAAACUUGAAAUUAACCCUACUUUCUGAAGACAUCAAAUCCUACUACACAAUCCGAGUGCUGCAGCUGGAGAACCUCAGUACACAGGAGAGCAGGGAGAUCCUGCACUUUCAUUACACCACGUGGCCAGACUUCGGUGUGCCAGAGUCUCCAGCGUCAUUCCUCAACUUCUUGUUUAAAGUGCGAGAGUCAGGAUCUCUGAAUCCUGAGCAUGGGCCCAUUGUGGUGCACUGCAGCGCUGGCAUUGGACGCUCAGGCACCUUCUGUCUGGCAGACACCUGUUUAUUGCUGAUGGACAGGAGAAAAGAUCCGUCCUCGGUGGACAUUAAGCAGGUCUUAUUGGAAAUGAGAAAGUACAGAAUGGGUCUCAUCCAGACGGCGGAUCAGCUGCGAUUCUCCUACCUGGCAGUGAUUGAGGGGGCCAAAUUCAUCAUGGGGGAUUCGUCAGUGCAGGAGCAAUGGAAAGAAUUGUCUAAUGAGGAUAUGGACCCUCCUCCAGAGCACACCCCACCUCCACCCAGACCACCCAAACGCACCUCUGAAAUCCUGAAUGGGCGGAUGCAUGACCAGCCAGAGUUUUUAUCUCAGCAGGUGGUGGAAGAGGUUAUAAGACUGGCGAUCAACACGGUGGAGGAGAGCAUUCCCGAUGGCAAAGCUCACCUGACCUCUCAGCCCCCUGUAGAUAGCCUUCGUCAUGACACUGAGCUGAGGAGGAGAAACUUGGGCGACCAGAUCCCUUCUUCAUCCGAUCCCAAAGAUACGACCAAACCGGAUAGCGCAGAGGACAGAAACGACAGUCAGGAGUGGAAGUCAUGGGCGCUAAAUGUGUGCGUGUUCACAGUGCUAACUGUGGGGGCGAUCCUCUGCUACAGGGUGUGGUACCAUUAACGAACACUCUUCCCAGGCUGCAUCCAACUUCAUCACCCAGGUGCAAGUGAGACGUAUUUGGAACCAAAUGAGGAGGAGAAGCGGAGCGAAGCUUUUACAGCUGCAGUCGCAAUGCACUAACGGUGUCUCCGAGCCCUGACGCCCCACGGAGAGGAUUCCUCGCAUCUCAGGGCAUUUCUACAUCUAUUCAGGAGUAAACACAGAUAAUGCCAAAUAUAUCUCUAUAUAUAUAUUAUAUUUUUUUUCUUUUUGGAAUAAAAUCAUCAUGACAACACAUUGUUGUUUCUUUUUGGCCCGGGUCUUUUUCGUUUUGUUUCCUCACCUGUUUUUAAGAGGAUGUGAGAGUUUAAACGUUUUAUUUACUACCGCUCUGUUUUACCAGAAUCACAAGUGAUUUGUAUAAGGCAUGUCUUCUUUUUUUUUUUUGGUCUUGUACAAGAUUUUUUAAUUUGAUACCCCAAGAAGGCACCCCCUCUCCUGCCACCUGAAAAAAAAAAAGUGAACACGUCGGAAGAAUGUAUUUUUUUUAUUUGCUUUCUGGGGGAGUCAUUUGUAAUAAUAUCAGUUUUGACUAUUUCCGGAGGGGUGAAGCCGAGACGUAUAGGUUAUCUUCUCUCUCUCUCUUUUUUUUUUUUUUUUAUUGUUGUGGGAUGUGUCUGACGUAUCCUCAAUGUAUCUGUUACAGAAGCUUCGUUGUCGUUUUUAUGUUUUGUAGGAGAAGCAGCUAUGAUAUUUUUAGUUUUUGCUCAGGGUAGGCCAAAAUUAUAUAUAUAUUAUUUUUUUUCCUAUUUUGUGUUACAUGUUGGACUUCAGUUGGUCACAUUCUCCUGUAGUUCUGACUGAUCCACACUUUCCUGUUACAACAUAAUAGAUCCACCAGCAUUUCAGCCGUAUGGUGCCUAAGAACUGGAGUUCUAGUCUAUUCCUUUAAGCCCACGCAUUUCACCGGCUGCCAAUAAAGAAUGUGUCUCCGCCAGCAGAGCCGACGUUUUGGUCAUGACUGUUCUUUAGAUCUCACCUUUGGUGCUCUGGGAGUAAUAAACCACUUUGCUGGGACUGAGCCGGGUGCACGGGGCUUAUCACCACAGUAGUGUCGGAAGGUCUGUGUCGGUCUGCUCUAUGGCUGCUGUGUCAGAUUCAUUUGUAUAAGCUUCUUCUUUUUUCCUUGCCUUUUACAUUUAUACACAGUACAAUGUGUUGGGUUUUGAAACCAACACUGUAAAAAAGGGGAGAAGUUGGGGGAUGGGGGUCGAUGUUUAGUGAACUUUACAAUACUGUUUAAACCUGACGCAAUACAGAAAUGCACUUGUGACACUUGAAUGUGUUAUGGAUUUAUGUGCUAAUUCAAUAAACGUAUAUCCCCCC
Messenger RNA from Bufo bufo (common toad), 2740 nucleotides. It is a transcript of the gene PTPN1, whose product is annotated as protein tyrosine phosphatase non-receptor type 1. Lineage: Eukaryota; Metazoa; Chordata; Amphibia; Anura; Bufonidae. The coding region runs from base 74 to 1375 and encodes 433 amino acids. Gene Ontology annotation, molecular function: protein tyrosine phosphatase activity. The transcript is spliced from 9 exons. The record is from RefSeq and is a predicted model, not a curated record. Gene Ontology annotation, biological process: protein dephosphorylation.